AUGUCUGCUGACCACACUAGAGAUCCCUGCCCGAUCGUCAUCGUCAGCGACUUUGGAGGUGCCUUUGCCAUGGGUGCCUUCGGUGGCUUGAUCUGGCACGGUAUCAAGGGUUUCCGUAACUCUCCUUAUGGAGAAAGAUCAUACGGUGCAUUCAACGCCGCAAGAACCAGAGCUCCAGUUGUUGGAGGUAAUUUCGGUGUUUGGGGUGGUCUCUUUUCUACUUUCGACUGUGCUGUGAAAGGUGCCAGAAAGAAGGAGGAUGCGUGGAACGCCAUCAUUGCAGGUUUCUUCACUGGUGGCGCUUUGGCGAUCAGAGGUGGGUGGAAAGCCACGAGAAAUUCUGCCAUCACAUGUGCAUGCUUCUUGGGUAUUAUCGAAGGUGCGGGUAUGAUGUUGCAAAGAGCUAUGGCUCAGCCUGCUAUCGCCCCUGUUUACGGUGAGGAGCCGAUGGCUGCUUGA
This is a messenger RNA of Candidozyma auris, 459 nucleotides long. RefSeq names its product protein transporter TIM17 (gene TIM17). The coding region runs from base 1 to 459 and encodes 152 amino acids. Gene Ontology annotation, molecular function: transmembrane protein transporter activity. The transcript has a single exon. Lineage: Eukaryota; Fungi; Ascomycota; Pichiomycetes; Serinales; Metschnikowiaceae. Gene Ontology annotation, biological process: protein import into mitochondrial matrix. Gene Ontology annotation, cellular component: TIM23 mitochondrial import inner membrane translocase complex; mitochondrial inner membrane. The record is from RefSeq and is a predicted model, not a curated record.